Molecule: messenger RNA, 9438 nt
Organism: Lycium barbarum (goji berry)
Lineage: Eukaryota; Viridiplantae; Streptophyta; Magnoliopsida; Solanales; Solanaceae
Product: short-chain dehydrogenase reductase 3b-like
Exons: 1
Coding region: 7079-7876 (265 amino acids)
Molecular function (GO): oxidoreductase activity
Source: RefSeq, a predicted model, not a curated record
GUAGCAAUUAGCGCAGCUAUAAGUAGCAGCAAAAACAUCAACUGUUUUAUCGAACGUAAGUAAUAUCCACAUAGCGGCCAAGUAUAACCACAUCUUUCUCGACACAGGUACUGGAUUAACACACAGAUGCAAUAGCUAUUUGUAGUAUAGCAACAGUCAAGAAAAUGGCAACAACAGCUGGCUAAAAGUAAUGACCAAAGUAUCGUUGUUUAUACCAAAGUUCAGCAGUAGCUAUUUUAUCAAAUGUGGCUCACAAACCCAACAAUAAAGCAGCAGCCAAAAGGGACAGAGGUGUUUGGUUUUGAUAACUCAAAGGGAAACAAUCCCUUUGCAGGUUCAUACAAUGUAUUUAAGGCAGCAAGCAAGGAUUUUCUGAAGAAGAAACGUAUGCAGAUACAGGGGAAAGGGAAAGGGAUCAAACAUCGUACACUUGGAUUUUUUAUUUUUUUUUAAUUUUCUGGGCAAGACAUAUGCAGCAUGUUUGCAUAUCAUUUUCCACAAUAUAUAUGCAUAUUUAACACUAAUGAGGAUGAGACAAAGGUCAUAUGCAAUGAAAGGUUUAAGUCCUCUAAAUCCGAGACACAAACAAUGUUAGCAGGUAUAUAACGCAAGCAAGUUAGUCAUAAACUUUGAAUAAUAUGACUAAUAUUCUUUAAGUCUACUCAAUUUGUUGCAGCCUCAAACUUGUUCCUUUGCUAAUUUCAACAACAUACCUUUCAUACAUUACUUAAUAGCACAAGACGGAUUUGAGAUAUUCAAACAAACAGCACAACCAUAUCGUCAUAUAUUUCAGUCUGUAGCAUUCUUGUUAACAGAUUAUACCACCAGGAUUGGGCUUAAAUAACCAUAUAUCAUUGUAUUCUCUCUAAACUGCUAAGACAAGAGUUGAAGCUUAAUGAAUUAUUUGUAACAUAUUCCUUUGGUCCCAACUGCUUAGCAUACACCAGGAUAAUAAUUUAUGCUUAAAACUCAGGUCUAUACUGCUGUUAUUAAACAAACAAAAGAGAAUCAGAUUAUCCACGAGAACAGCAUAUGCAUACUAGAACUUAACCAAACAUGGAUUGAACCAAUAACCAACAUCAAUUCAUACCAAAACAGCUGCAUCAACAGGGAUAUUCAUAUUUGUAAAUGGGUAUAUUCAGCAUGAAUCCUAUCAAUUUAAACGAAUUCUAAAGGGAUGUAGAAAAAUGCAGGCCUUUGAAACUAGUAUUGCAGCAAUGACAUGGUAAACUAACUGAAAUCCCAAACUGGUCGUUUCGACAUUAAUCCUAUCAUUUUAAACAGGCGACCAUGAUCUUGCAGACCAAAUAAAAUCAACAACGAAUACCGAUAUGUCGUAUAAUCAUUUCGUCACAUCUAAACCCAGGUAAAUUACAUUCAUGACCGAAUACAUUAUCUCGAAUAAAAUAGAGCAAAAGAGGGACAGCGCUACAUACGCGAAUUCAUGAUAUCUAUUUGUAUCGCCUUUUAACCCUUACACAUAAAUCAGACUCCCAGAUUAAAUUAAAUCAUCCAACAACUAUAACAGCUACACGAAAUAAGAAAUGCAAACAGGUUUUUUUUGAAUCACGACUGGUCAUAACAAGGCAUUAAAACAUGAUUUCUCUAUGUUAACAGAAAUUUAACAAGACAAUAAAUCUGAACAGCAGCAGAAUAUACACAAUUUCAAGUCCAAACAUGAUUUCAACACAACAUUAUCAGCUAAAGAAACUAAACAGAAGACGUCAUUACCUUUUUGUGGUACAGUGAAGUGGGGAUCGACGAGGUCUCGAAUCUACACUCGAACGCGACGAACUCGAAAUCGAUUAAAGAAACUUAAAGUUUUAAACAGAAAAUGAAAGGAAAAUAGAGUAAUUGUUCGCUGGCUUUGUUGAUUAAAACUUGUGUUUUGUGAGGUUUUCGUUUUCAGCCCCCCCUCCUAAACGAUUCAACUAGGAUUAUAUUUAUAGGGUUUCAUUGGUAUUGAAGAAAAAGAGAUGAAGGAGCGUAGUGGAGCGGAGGAAGAGGAGCGUAGGGGAGCGGCGGUGAGUGGAGAGUGGGGUAGCGGCGUUGAGUGGAGGGGAGCGGAGGAGUGGGGUAGAGAGAGAAGCGGAGUGGGGUAGUGGUGUGGGGAAGAGAGGAGCGUGAGGGAGGCGAGAGAAGUGGGCAAGGGGGUGCGGCGGUGAAGAUGAAGAAAGAAGAGAGAGAGAGCGCUUGAAGGAGGCGGAAAAGGGUAGAGAGAGGAGAAAGGAAAGAGAAAGGGGAUUAGGGUUUAGGUGAAAGAGAAUAAGGGAAUGGUUGGACCGGGUCGGGUCACGUAGACUGGGCCGGGUCAAUAAUUCGUUUGGGCUAAAAUGUGGAUUGAAAAGGCGGGUUGGGUAUUAAAAAUGUGGGUUAUUUAUUUGGGUAGGAAAAUAAUAUUGUAUUUGUAUUUUGGGCUAUUAAUUUGGCUGAAAACAUUGAUCCUUCCUCCGCUAUUUAAUUAUUUUUUGGGCUUCUAAUUUAAUAACUAAUACAACAUAUAUUAUGCGAAGACAAUUAAUAUAUAGAAAAAAUAAUGAUUUAACAAAGCGUUGUCUUGUAAUUAAUUUAACGAGUUCAAACCCGAAAACGAAACGAUGACUAACCGUUUAAAAUUUGUGAUGAAGUAAUGCUCAUAAUGUUGAAAAUAAAAGUAAUGAUAUUAAUAGUAGUGGCAAUAAAAUAUUGUGAAAAAAAUUAAGUAUUUAGCUCGUCAGCAAAUUUAGAAACCCGAGUAGAUUAAAUAAAGGAGGGACAAAAUUGGGUGUCAACAACCAUUUAUAUUAUUAAUAAGCUCAUUCCCUUUUAACCUCAAGAUAAUUUCUUUUGAACUUGUGUCGACUAACUCAUGAUGCGACUUUAACGUGCGGAAAUCCGGGAUGUAACACUAUCCCAUUGAUUUCCAAUAAAGAAAGCAUUGACACAAGUCUUUUAGACCCGUUUCUAUGUUUCAUCAAGAUAGCUAAGGCUCCUUUAAUUACCUGUUCAAUUAUCGCAUCAAAAAGAGAGAUUGAAAAUAAGCGCAUCAUCACAGGAUAAAAUUUGUCAUACCAUAGAACAAGUAAAAGUUCCACUUAGUCACACUCUCUGUUACUGCACUUUCAAAGCCCUCUAAUGGAUAUUAGCUUCAUUUUCAUCAGGAGAGCUAUAUAACAUUGCGCACAUAUUUUUAUGACUAUAUUAUGAUAUACGAAAAAGGUUCAUAUAUGCUCUUACAGUAUUUGAAAUUGAGCAUAUAUGUCAUUAUUUAAUAGUUUAACUCACGUAUCCUCUUACCAUUCAAUAGUUAAUCCAAAUAUGCCCUUAGUUUAACUGGAGCUCCCAAUAAACCUAAUUAGCUGAUCAACAAGCUAAAAAGGUCCAAACAUGCCCUUAAAGUAUGUAAAAUUGAACAGAUGUUUCAUUUGUUAAUAAUACACAUGAAAGAUUUACAAUCAAAUCGAUUUUCUCAGAUUUAACCAGGUUAAAAACUUAGUUUUUUGGCUGACAAUUCCCUUCCAACCCAAUCAAUUUAGUUUUUUGGCUGACAACUCCCUUCCAACCCAAUCGAUUCUUAUAAUAGCGUGUCUCCUAUGAGAAAAUCAACCCUUCAUGAUUGUUGUUAUUUCAAAAAAUGAUUGUUUUAGACAUUAUAAUUAGUAGGCGUUUCGACAUGUGAUUUCAUCUCAUGAGAUGAAAUCAGCGUUUCGACAUGCGAUUUCAUCUCUGAUUUCAUCUCAUGAGAUAAAAUCCCAAAUCAUCUAAAAAGGCAUGAUUUGGGAUUUGAAAUCAUGAUUUCAAAAAAUAUAAAUGUAAAAUUUGACUCAUACGUUUAUAUUUUGUAAAAAAAGACCCAUAAGUUGGUAGAUAUAUGUAUCAAUCAUGUUUACCAACCAUUUGUAUUAAAUAUUAAUCUGCAAGUUGGUAAAAUAUUUUCAACAAUUAAUUACUCGGCGUGAAGAGAUUGUUCGUAUCAUGUGGGAGGAUUAUAUUAAAGAGUAGUUACAUUACUAUUCAUGUUAAAUUUUCCUUUUUAUUGAACUAAAGUUUGAUCAAUUGAUGUUGUAUUUUUUAAAAAGACUUUCUAGUAGCAUAUUAAUUUUAUUAUGAACUAUAAUUUACUCAUUUGAUAAGAUUGUGUAAGAAUUGAAUUUUUUUUUUAUGGUUUUCACAACUUGUGGGGUUUUUAUAUUUAUAAAAAAACUGCAACUUAAGAAAUUCAAAUUGCAUAUCCAAAUACGAUUUCAUCUCAUAAUUUCAUCUCAUGAGAUGAAAUCAUGCGCAAACGGGUCCUUAAACUUUUGACGCAAGCUCCGCUAUUUUAUUUUUAUUUUUUUUAACAAAAAAGGGCCAAAAUUGGCGUUGUACAAUACGCUGAGAAGCACAUUUACCCUCAGUUUAAAAGCUAUGACAAUUUUAUGACCUCGUUAUUAGCAAAAGGGUGCAUUUAUGCCCUGAUUUGAAUUGGAGUUAGCAAAACUAUAAAAUAAAAAUUAAAAAAUUAAAAAUCCACGUGUCAACGUUACAAAAAAAAGUUUUUUUUCUUAUUCUUUUUUCUCUUAAACAGCCCAAUCAUUAAUGGGGGCAAAAGUGCUCCUCAGUGAAAAGUGCAGGGGUAAUUUUGGCCCUCUCUCGUUCUUUUUAUUUUUACUUUUUCUUGUCCUUUCUUUUUCUAUGGUGUUUUGCUUCCCCAACUCUCAACUCUGUGCAGCGCAUCGCUCCAGUCACUUAAGUAGCCGUUUGGCCAUCAAUUUUCAAAUUUUGGUUUGAAAUCAGCAUUUGGUCAUCAAUGUUCAAUUAUAAUUUGAAAUCAUGGUUUGAACACAAAUCAUCCAAAAAAUAUGAUUUGAAAUUUGAAAUCAUGGUUUCAACUUUUUUAAAUACAAAAUUUAACCCAUAAAUUAAUAUUUUAUAAAAAAAAAUCCAUAAGUUAGUAAAUAUUUUUAACAAUUAUCCCCAUCAAUUAUUUACCAAUCUCAUUAACUUUCACCAACCUUUAUUUAUGUCUAUCAACCUUUAAUUUAUGUGGGAAGAUUAUAUUAAAUAGUAGUUACAUUACUAUUCAUGUUAAGUUUUCGAUUUUAUUGAAGUAAAGUUUGAUUAAUUGAUGUUGCAUUUUUUAGAAAAGCCUUCUAGUAGUGUACUGAUUUUGUUAUAAACUAUGAUUUGCUCAUUUGGUAAGAUUGUAUAAGAAUUGAGAAUGUUUUGACAGUUUUCACAAUUUGUGGGGGUUUUAUGUCUAUAAGAGAAAAUAUAACUUAAAAAUAUCCAAAUUGUAUGUCCAAACAUGAUUUGAAACCAGGUUUCAAACUAUGUCCAAACGGCGCCUAAGUCUUUAAAUCUAACAUUAAAUCUUGCACCAUUUUUCUACUCCAACGUCAUUUAUUAUUGUUGAUUUCCUAACUAAGUGUAUGUCACCAAUAUUUUUACAAGAAGAUAUAGAUGAUUAUGAUGAUCUUAUACAGAAAGAUGAUCUGUAACAAAUAAUUUACGGCCAAACAGGCACUAAAUAAUUCAGGAGUAAUUUAUGAUGAUCUGUAACAAGAAGAUAUAAAUGAAGAUCUGUAACAAAUAAUUUAUGAGACUUUAAUAGACCAACAAUAUGUUUUUUGGCAUUUAGGGCCAAACAGGCACUAAAUAAUUCAGGAGUAAAAUCUUGAAGAAUCAAGAUUUCUUGAGAUUUUGUAUAAAAGUGUGGUACUGCCAAUGACUUCCUCUGUCCAAUUUAAGUGUCUUAGUCUGACUAGGCACGAAGUUUAAGAAAUAAAUAGAGACUUUUGAAUCUUGUGGUCUUAAAUUAAAGAAGUGUAUAAUGUACUAAAGCGUCCUUUAACCUUGUGGUUAUAAAUUUGUCAUGUAGGAUAUUUGAAUUGUCAACUUACUAAAUAUAGAAAGAGACACUUUUUAGGACAGAUCAAAAGAGAAAGUAAGACCCUUAAAUUGAGGCGGAGGGAGUAUAAUAUUAUUGUAGGUAGUUGUAGUAAAGAUGCAUAGUGGACUCUUCCCUUAACUAGAGGUCUCUAGUUCUGAGGAUGAAAAAUCAUUGUUAGGGAGCGCUUACCCCGAAUGGCUCUACAGGGCGCGAAUUCGAAGAUAGUUGGGCUCCAAUACGAAUAUUCGUCACUGGAUGAAAAACAAAAAAAAAAUGCCUAGUGGACAAAACUUCUUUUCCACUACAUAUAUAGGCAGGGGCGGACCCAAUGUGUUGGGUGGGGGGACACGUGCCCCCCUAACUUAAAAAAAAAAAAAAACCCUAUAUAUAUACACCUUGAAAAAUUAUGAUUUAUUUUAAAAGGAUCCCUCAAACAUAAUUGCAAAAGUAGCUCAGUUGGUAGGAGUGCCCUUGAGUGCUCACUGGUCACCACCCGAGGUCAAAUCUCGGCUCCAACACAAUUUUUUUUCCGUCUGUAUACUUGUAUUUUCGCCAUUGCUACGCUAUUAGUGACCGGUCCGACACGGUAUUAUCCCUCAGUCAUCAUUAAAAAUUUUGUUGCCGUGUAUGUUAAGAUAAUGGUGCUCCCGCCGUCUUAAAAUCCUGGGUCCGCCUCUGUAUAUAGGUCUAAGGUGUAUCUCCAAAUUCAUGUAUAAAUAUUUCACUUUUUACCCUUGUAAAGUUGGAAGAGAGCUAGUUUUAACAUUGGUUUUGGGACCAGUGAUGGCUGAGUAUGGACAGUACUCUUGUGAGAUUUUUGGCUCACACUUUGAGGUGCAUGGCCAAUUAGCAACUGCAUCUGUGUAUAGCAAUAAUGGAUUGUAUUGUGGACCUAAGUUUGACAGUCUGCUGCUGUUUGAUGAGUUAUGCUUUGAGAAUGCAAAGGCUAAGGAUUUCCUGAAUGAGCAUGAUAUUAAGGCUGCACUCAGUUAUCCCAUAUAUUUGGUCAGUUUACUUACAUAUUACAUCUACAUGUGUGCCAACUUCAACAGCCAGAAAUUUAACAAUAUAUUUUCCCAACAAACAAUUUAAUUUGUUGAUUAUGCAACUUGCAGAAAGAUGCAUGCGACUCUCAACGCUAGUUCUUGUAAAUAAUACGACAACAUCAACGUAAAAAAGAAAAGAGUUGUCUUACUGAGUCCGUGCAGUCCAAUAAAGUUGAAGAAAAUGGAUAUCCCAGUUCCACCAAUAACCAAUAAAAAAUUGGAGGGUAAAAUCGCCAUCAUCACCGGAGGAGGCAGUGGUAUCGGCGAGGGCACGGCACGUCUCUUUGCUCAACAUGGGGCUAAAGUUGUAAUUGCUGACAUCCAUGAAGAAAGGGGCCAAUCAGUAGCCGAAUCUAUCAGCAACGGCAACUGCAUGUUCAUCAAAUGCGACGUGGCCGAUGAGCAACAGGUCCAAGAGUUGAUAAAAUCAACGGUGGAGAUUCACGGUCGACUCGACAUUAUGUUCAGCAAUGCUGGAAUUUUUGCUAUCGAUGAUAGCGAACAAGUUAUCCUAGGUUUUAACCUGGAUAGUUUAGACAAGAUAAUGAGCAUCAACGUUCGUGGAUCAGCAGCGUGUGUGAAGCACGCGGCUGAGGCGAUGGUGAAGGGUGGGGUGAAAGGGAAAAUAAUAUGCACGGGGAGUUCAGUGACGACUAAUGGGGCGUGUAAACAUAUUGAUUACGCGAUGUCUAAGCACGCGCUGCUUGGAUUGGUGAAGUGUGCAAGCUUGGGACUAGGUAAGUACGGUAUUCGUGUGAAUUCUGUUACUCCUGGGGCAGUGGCUACACCUUUGUUUGAGAAAGGAAUGAAGAUGGAUGCGGAGAAAGUGUUCGAGUUGUUCAGUUGCCUGAAAAAUAAUGGGCCUCAGAAGAGUUCUCAUAUAGCUGACGCCGUCUUGUUUUUGGCUUCUGAUGAGUCUCAGUUUGUCACCGGCCAUAAUUUGGUCGUUGAUGGAGGCUUUCGCCCACCUGUUUUUUGAUAAUUUGAAAUUGGAAUUGGGUUAACUUUGGCUUUAAGUUUCUUCUUGUAUCGUUGUUGCGCUAGCUUAAUGAUUUGGCAAUCUGUUUAAGAGAAUUUUUAAGCAAAAAUAUAAUGUUGCCUCAGUUCUUUCUUCUUCAUUUUCCCGCAAAAUGCAUCAAUAAUUCUAUAACGUACAAUGAGUUCUUACUUGCUUUCCAUUUUAACUAUUUAAAGAAGAACUUUCACAACUAUAGAAGAUCAUCCAUCAAUGAAAGAUAAAUAGAAUAUAGGAACAAUAAAAUAUUUAAUGUAGUGGCUGUAGAUAGUGGAGACAAAUAUAACAAGCAAUGUGGUAAAGUCCUACUGAAAAUCACUUAUGGAAUUAGAUGAAAUGCUGUAAAGGAUAAUUUUGGAGAGUUUGGGGCUAAAAAUUACAUUGAUGAAUUCUUGGAUCAAAACGUUUUCAUUUUGUGGUUUAUGAAUUACAAGGAGGAAGUUCAAGGCUAAGAUGUGAGCAAACCAAGAUUAAUGGGCCAUAUAGACACUGGCUUUUUUACCAUAGUGAAACAAGGUCAAGUUGGAUUGCAAUUCAUAUGAAAAAUGGAGACUGGAUUGAGCCCGGUGUUUCCCCUAAUUCCUUCUUCAUUUUUGCAGCGGAUGCCUCGAGGGUAAGUGCUUUUUUGUAAAAAAUUUAUUCGCAGUCGAUGCUUACACCAAUCAUACUACUUUCAUAGUGCUACUGCAUUUCAGAGUCAUUAUAUUGGGUGUAAAAUUGGGCUUUAAUUAGGAAAUCAAGAAGCCUUCUUGAUUCUUCUUUUUGACAAUCAUUUCGCAUCAUCUUUUAGCCUAGUUGGUUUCAUUAGAAUUCAACACUUGUGCUAUGUUCUUUCAUGUCCUAAAUUGCUUGCAUAUCUUAGUGUUGGAAAAACAACAUGAUGUUAACACACAAUAUAUCGAUGCGUCCACAUUUUCUUUUUACUAGUAUCUAGACAUGUGCGUUUCACGUGUAUUUCAUGUCACCAAUACAAUUUUUUUAAAUAACAUAAAUAUUAAUAUACUAAUUAACAUGUCUGUGAUUGGUAAUAUGAAUUUUAAAAGAGAAAAAUGGUGAGCUUAUUCGACCAAUUUGAUUGUUGAACAAAAAUGGUUGGGUAUCUUCUAUAUUUGUAAAACUGAAUAACUAAAUUAAGUUAGAUAGGUCUGAUGUAUAGAGAAAUUAAUUUUGAUGUUAUUAUGUACAAACGUGUGAUAAGAUCGGAUUUUGUUAAUACUUCUUUAUAGACUAUGUUUUCGUUUAUGUUCUAUAAAAAGUUAAAUUUUAACAUAAUUUCUCAUUAAUUAAUACGUUGGGUUCUUCUGAACUUGUUGGGGAUUUUUCCUUUUUUACUCAUCAGGAAAAAGAAUUCUUUUUCAACAAAAGUAAAUUUGACAGAAAACAGUAAUAAUAAACACUUAAAAUUAAAAGCAAAUAAGACUUCAGACAAACCUUUUCAUGAUCUCAAUGGUAAAUUUUUAACAAUAAGGGAGAAUUACUUCAGCUUCCGCUUUUGUAUCUGCUUUUGAGUUUUUUGAUAUCAGAAA